AUGUCGCCAAUCAAAGACAUAUGGGCCCAAUGGGACCAGGCCUGGGAUAUUGGUUUAUCCACUGAGAAACGAUUGUCUAUCCUGAAAAACGCCACUGCUCCCGGCUUUGUCUACAGCAAUAUGAACAACAUCAUUUCCGACGACCUGGAGUCACUUGUUCAACUUAUACACGACGUCCUUACCCAACAAGGCAACAAGUUGACGGUCAACCAUAUUAAGUGGUUCGAACAGCAUAGCCAGAGUGCCCUACAAUGGGAUAUGAUCCAUAUUGACUCAGGGAAAGCUGCCUUGAGUGGUUGGAGUUACGGAAAAUACGCGGAGGACGGCAAGCUUCUGUCGGUGUCCGAUUUCUGGUAG
Penicillium bovifimosum is the source of this 357-nucleotide messenger RNA. RefSeq lists its product as uncharacterized. The transcript has a single exon. Lineage: Eukaryota; Fungi; Ascomycota; Eurotiomycetes; Eurotiales; Aspergillaceae. The record is from RefSeq and is a predicted model, not a curated record. Bases 1 to 357 code for a protein of 118 amino acids.